AUGGYGCGGGGCGCCCGGCUGCCCCCUGCGUUCUGGAACCUUCUCCCGGUGCGACCCGGCCUCCCCGUGUGGAGCAUGGCGGUCGCCUUGGGCGCAGGCCUCGCUGCAGGGAGCCCCUUUGGUGCGGGGCCCGGGCAGCCCGUGGGACGGCUGAGCCGAAAACAGGGCCUGUUUGAUGCAGGGAAUGUUUUGUCAGGAUUUCCCGAAGAAAGGGGGUAUCCCCAGCUUCAUGAAAGUACCAGGACAAUUCCACACAAAGCGGCAGUUCAAGGAACUGGAGGGAGCCAAAUGGCAAGAGUGUUAGAGCAGCAGGACUCCCCGGGAGACGCAGCCCUCCUGACUGGCCAGCCCCGCGCAGCAACAGGCUGCAGGGUUCCUUCCUUCAGCAGCGCCUUACGAGAAGGAUUAAGGAUAAAGAUAUUUAUUUUGUGGCAGUGGGGUUCUGUUCCAAGUAUUUCAGCUGUUGAUGUAGAGAGAUGUAGUCUGAACAAGUAGCAAGCACCGUCUGCCUUAAAUGCUAAGUUCACAUCUCCUGCAAAUCUCAAAGCUUUUCUAGAGUCACAUCCUGAAAUCGUCUUUUCUKCUGUUCUAGGGAAUGGGCCCCAUCAUGAUCGAAGCAGCAUUUACGACCCAAACAACGUAGUAGAUGGAGUUUACUGCCUCCCAAUAUCGCACUGGAUUGAAGUCUCUGGACAUACUGAUGAGAUGAAACAUACAACUGACUUCUAUUUUAAUAUUGCAGGACAUCAAGCUAUCCAUUACUCCAGAAUUCUGCCAAACAUCUGGCUGGGAAGUUGUCCUCGACAGGUGGAGCAUGUGACUGUCAAGCUAAAACACGAGCUGGGUAUUACAGCUAUAAUGAACUUCCAGACCGAAUGGGAUAUUGUGCAGAAUUCCUGGGGUUGCAACCGCUACCCAGAACCCAUGAGCCCUGAAAUCCUCAUGAAACUAUAUAAAGAGGAAGGUCUUGCCUAUGUCUGGAUGCCAACCCCAGACAUGAGCACUGAAGGAAGGAUACAGAUGUUGCCCCAAGCGGUGUGCCUCUUGCACGGGCUUCUUGAGAACGGCCACACUGUCUACGUGCAUUGCAAUGCUGGCGUGGGCAGGUCCACAGCUGCGGUCUGCGGCUGGCUGAAGUACGUGAUGGGAUGGAGCCUGCGCAAAGUGCAGUACUUCGUGGCUUCCAGGAGACCGGCUGUCUACAUAGAUGAGGAAGCUCUGAUUCGUGCUGAAGAUGAUUUUUACCAGAAGUUUGGACCUCUUCAUUCCUCGUGCAAACUUCAAACCUAGAAAAGUAGAGGAGGAGAACAAAAGCGAAGAGGGAUCCUCACGUGUCAACCCCAAGGAUUUAGAGUUCACGAAUCUCAGUCCUGUCUCUUCUCUUCAGAUUACAGGCUUGUCUUAAAUGUCCUGAGAAUUUAACUAAAAAAUGCCUCUGAGUGGUUUUUUUUUUUGCCCCUUUUAAGCUGCUGCAAUUCAUGCCUUCAAGCUUAUUGCUGCAAGUAUGAGAGGCAGAGACUGUGUAAAAGGGAAACAAAGAUUCUCAUUUAAUAAUUUGCCUGUAGAAACUAAGGUUUGAUGGUAAACACUAAAUAAGAGAAGAUUUGAUAUAAAAUAAUGAAAGUUGGCAACACUGCAAUGACAAGAAAGUGAAGGUGUUCUCCAAAACACAGUUGCAAAGGUUGACUGGUUCAAUGUUCAGGUUAAGAGAGAGCUGAUAGUCAAAGCUGCUCAGAUAUUGCAGGUAGAAUGUGCAUUAUUCACGUGUUUUGUACUGAUUUUAUAAAGAAAUUGUAUUAAUGGGGAAGAUCAGAAGGAAAUGGAUUUUUGAACUGUAUUCUUUAAACAUAAACCUACUGUCUAUGCAGCAUUUUCUCUCUUGUUUACUGUAGAGUUCAUGUUAAAUAUUAUAACUAUAUUCUUUAAUAACUUUGAAGUUAUGCUGGAAUAUGGCAUGAAGAAAGGAAACAGUUCUGUUUAUGCAGGCUUAUUGCAAGGGAGAACUACUGUUUAUUGCAUUAUCCUAGAUGGUGAGGUUUCUAAACUGAAUAUACAUUUUGCUCUUCUGAUCUAUGCAGUAUUGUACAGUGAGCUCUCUAGGUGCUAUGUCAAUCUAUAUGGCAACCCMCAACAUAAACACAAACAAACAAAUAGAAUAUAGAGGAGGAAAAAGCUGAUGAGCUUUUACAUGGACCUCUUGUUACAAUACCAAGAACCAAGCUAAAAUUCUGAGCCAAAAGCUCAGUUUUGUUGACCUAGCUUAAUUUCUUCACAACAGCAAGAGUCUCUCAUUCUUGGGCAAGCAGCAUGUUGACAUUUGUAGAUGCUAGAUUUAGCCUAGGCAAGCUAAUGCUAGGCUAGCCCUAUGCUGAAUGGAAUGAAUAUGCUCUAUAGGAGCAAAAGCACAGCUCUAUAGAGGCAGUUCUCAGGAACUUAGCCUCAGUUGGCUAAUGUUGGUUUUGUAGAUGAUCUCUAAUAUUUUACCGUGCUCUUCAAUCCCUUAGCUAAACUAAGCAAUGACACCAAUAGCUUCCAGCCCUGCUCAGAUGAAACCAAUUUACUGUAGCUCAGGGCCAAGAGAGAGGGGAGAGAAAUCAUUCCCCAAAAAACAGAGGGCAUUGAGGAYUAAGGAUGCAUAAACAUUAAGUAAAUGUUUUCUAUAUAUUUAUUCUUAAGUGUUUUUUUCAGUCGAGCAACUUGUCC
Molecule: messenger RNA, 2703 nt
Organism: Nothoprocta perdicaria
Lineage: Eukaryota; Metazoa; Chordata; Aves; Tinamiformes; Tinamidae
Gene: EPM2A
Product: EPM2A, laforin glucan phosphatase
Biological process (GO): protein dephosphorylation
Cellular component (GO): cytoplasm; nucleus
Molecular function (GO): carbohydrate phosphatase activity; protein tyrosine phosphatase activity; protein tyrosine/serine/threonine phosphatase activity
Source: RefSeq, a predicted model, not a curated record